AUGAAGAAGGGAAUAGCUAAAAUAUUUUGUGUUAUAGGAAUUUCUAUAUUUUUACACACUGUUUAUUCUGCACUUCAACAUAGAAAAUAUUUAAGAUUAACAGAUCAACCAUUCGAGGGUGUUCCUUUUGAUAUUGUGGUCGAGUGUAUUAUAUCUUUAUUUUUAUUUGCGUGGGGUAUUAUAAAUUCACAAUUUUUAAUACCAAUUAAAGCAUCAACUCAUUUAGCAAAAAAGAGUUUCGAUUCAUAUGACUAUAGACCAAAUUUUACAGUUUUUAAUCAUAGAGGAAAAUAUUUAAAUGAAAUUUUAAAUAAAUAG
Messenger RNA from Dictyostelium discoideum AX4, 318 nucleotides. RefSeq lists its product as hypothetical. The record is from RefSeq and is a predicted model, not a curated record. Gene Ontology annotation, biological process: magnesium ion transmembrane transport. NCBI's taxonomy places the organism in Eukaryota, Evosea, Eumycetozoa, Dictyosteliales, Dictyosteliaceae. The transcript is spliced from 4 exons. Bases 1 to 318 code for a protein of 105 amino acids. Gene Ontology annotation, cellular component: endomembrane system; cytoplasm; endoplasmic reticulum membrane.